Coffea eugenioides is the source of this 964-nucleotide messenger RNA. RefSeq lists its product as uncharacterized. The transcript is spliced from 3 exons. The record is from RefSeq and is a predicted model, not a curated record. Lineage: Eukaryota; Viridiplantae; Streptophyta; Magnoliopsida; Gentianales; Rubiaceae. The coding region runs from base 551 to 868 and encodes 105 amino acids.
AGGAUGUUGGUUAAGCCUCUCCCCUCCCUCAUAGUAUUUUCCCCACCUCUCCAUUUGUUUCAGCUAAUUGGAUCAUUAUGAUGCUCUAAACAAGGAUAGUCCUCUAAACACCAUCGUUGGAAAUGUAAAUUGAUACUGGCCAGCGGCCACUUCUAGAGAAAGCUUGCCAUAAGCAUAUAAGAACACAGCACCAAUUGGUCAUCUUCCCAUUUUGGGUCAGGUACCGACUACCCAAUCAAGAUGGUCGCGUCCAUAGAAGAUCGGCUCGGCUAUGUUGGUUGUCAGUUGUCACCAACUACAGUAUAUGGCGUUCUUUACGCGGUGGCGGUGGCACCCUUAGUUUACAAUCGAUGUGGAGGUGGAAAAGAAGAGAGGAGACUUGCAUGGCAGGACAGACAGGGACUGGGAAAGUAAAUGCCAUCGAGUGUGACAUUUGUCGGCCUAAACGAGGAGAUGACAUGUUGAGCAAUCCAAGAAAAAGAAGCAGUACAAAAGGCUCAAGCAGCAAAGCAAGGCAAAUUUGUUACUCCUACUAUAGCAGACGGAAGUCAUGAAAGGGAGGAUGAGGCUGUCCAGAAUCGGAACAAAUUCGUGCACGCUGAUGCUUCUGCUGAUCAUACUCUCGGAGUUGGCCUGGCCAUCACUAGCCUGCUCUUCUGAUACAAGCAAUUGUAGUCAGUGCAUCGCUAAUGGCAUGAAGUUCAACUGCCCCGGGUGUGUGCCAAUCAUGCGUUGCAUGGCCAAGUGUUUGUGGGGUGGCACUUCUCGUACCAAAUGCAUGAAGAAAUGUGAUUGCAAUACUGACUACCCAAAGCUCGCUGAUUGCAAAAAAUGCUUAUCCCGGUGCAAGUGCAGCUGCUCUGCCUAGAUGUGUACGGUAGCCAUGUUUCAGGAGCACACCUGUGUUCAAUUUGAUGUAUUUCUGCUGUUAAAUUUGUGUGGAUUCUCGCAACAGUUGUGUGGA